Molecule: messenger RNA, 1991 nt
Organism: Argentina anserina (silverweed cinquefoil)
Lineage: Eukaryota; Viridiplantae; Streptophyta; Magnoliopsida; Rosales; Rosaceae
Exons: 11
Coding region: 235-1602 (455 amino acids)
Biological process (GO): regulation of transcription by RNA polymerase II
Cellular component (GO): NuA4 histone acetyltransferase complex; piccolo histone acetyltransferase complex
Source: RefSeq, a predicted model, not a curated record
GACCCUACUCCUCUCUGCUCUCUGUCUCUCCCACACUCCCACAUUAGGGCUUCACUGAUUCUGCUUCUAAUUCUCUCUCUCCCCCACCCACUCAUAUCCAAAACCCCAACUCCCAAUUCGAAAUCCCCAAACCCCAAUUUCCCAAAUUCAAAAUUCAGAAACCCUAACCGGCUUAAUUUGGGGGCAAAAUUCAAAAUUGAAAGCGAGUCUUCUGCGGUAUGAACAGAAGAAGAGAUGAGUAGGCUUUCAUUCCGGCCACGCCCGCUCGAUAUCCACAAGAGGCUCCCCGUCGUCAAGUCUUUCAAGGACUUCGAAGACGAUGAAACCCCGUCCUCCACCCGCAACUCUCAGCUCUUCCGUCUCUCCGCCGUCGACUCCUCCGCCACCGAAAUCGAGGUCCACCCCCCUCCGGCCAAGAAGCUAGCCCCUGAAAUCCCAACUCCUCAGUUCGUCGUUGUUGAUACUUAUGAGCGAGACUACUCUCGCACUUUUGCUCAGCCCAAUUCUUACCUCCGAGCUAGAGGAGCCCGGGCCGAGCUCGGCGAGUUUGUGGAGUAUGAUUUGGACAAUGAGGACGAGGACUGGCUUGAGGAGUUCAACGGCGAUGACGAUAUUCUCGCUGCUGAAAAGCUUGAGACUCUUAUAUUCAAGUUGGAGGUUUUGGAUCACAAGGCUCGGGAGAGGGCAGGAGUUAUAACUCCUACUCUUGCUUCACCAAUCCCUGUGCUUCUACAACUGGAUGUCGUAACUGAGGCUUUACAAGGUCCCCUCAGAUAUGCUGUAAUCCGGUCAGUUUAUGAGUAUUGGAAAGACAAGCGUGAAAGAUGGCAGAAGCCUAUUUUGCGUCGGCUGCAGCCACCCCCACCGGUUAAUGAUACCAACCCAUAUAAUGUCUUUAGGCCGAGGGAGAAAACCCACAGACUGCACACAAGAAGGAUGCAAAGAAGGGAAAACAAUGUGCAAUCAUUUGAAAAGCUUCGCCAGGUUAGGCGCAACCUGGAACAAGCCAAGACCAUUGUGGAGGCUUUAAUCAAGAGAGAAGAAAAAAAGAGAGCAGUCAUGGAGGCUGAAGUUGAGCUUCAAGUAAACCAAAUGAAGUACAAGCAUGAGACUGUGCUCCUCGAAGAUAGUUUAAUCCUUCCUGGCUUUCCGCCAAUGUCUUCAAAGUUUGUUUCCAGUGAGGAUGAACUUAUUGAUUCAGAUGACUUUGAAAACAGUCGGCCCCGUACACGACCUUGUGCAAUGCCUAAUCCACCUUUACAGGACCCCAAUUUAAUCAUGGUUCCGACAGGAACCAUGAAGCAAGAAUUUAGGCGUCGGCAUGCACCACAAGGGUGGCUUCAUAAAAUGGAUCCCCUUGAGCCAGUUCUGUUAUUUACAAAACCUCUAGUUCCAGAAAAGUUGGCAGCUGCAGGCAUUGUACCACCAUCAGAUACUUCAACUAAAUCUGGAGCAUCCACAGCACCUCUUAAAUUCCGCGGAAGAAUUGGCCGAGGGGGCCGAUUAAUAUUUGAUAGAUGGAACCCGCUGAUGCACACUCCAAUUGACUUGGGGAGUUCAUAUUACAUACCUCCUAAACCUCGACCAACAACAUAUAAUUGAACUUUCUACCCCUGCUGUGACAGAAUUGGAAAGGGGUGCAGAUUAACUAUUUGGAAAAUCCUGAGUGACCUAGGAUUAUUGAGCGGUUGAACCAUCCUUUGCUUAUGCCUAAGUUGAACUCUUGAACUAACCUUUGCUUGUGCCUGGAUGUCGGUGUGGAUGGGAUCAGUGGUUGUCUUGGAACUUUUAUUGGAGAUUUGAUGAUUUAGGGGUAAUUGUGGAUGAACGAAGGGUUGGUGUAAUGCUGAAUUGUAUUUCCCAAUGUUUUUUUUCCAUGUAAAGCUCAUUAUCGAUUCAUUUGGUAUAAACGUAACGUGUCUCUGUAUUCUCUAUUAGAACAGCCAUUUGGGUGCAGGUGCUCUCAGCCUCAUUGUCUAGUUUCCUAAAUC